UUGCGGGCAAUGCGCGCAAACAUAAAGCCUGGAUCUAGUUUAUUUACGAGAGAUCUAAUGACUUGCCCUCUUCCUAAAUUACAAUUCCUUUCAUCAGAUGUCGAUGGAUUUUUGCGAGAAUCUUUCAAAAAUCAAGAGGUUAAUUGGUUUGAUGUGCUAUUAAAAUGUCUUGGUACACCRCCAUUGUACACGACAGUACGAGUCAACACUUUAAAAGUUUCUGUCAAAGAUGCAAAAACUGAACUGAAAGCCAUCUUAGACAAGCAAUGUCAAGAGAAAGACUGGCCAAGUUUCAUUGUCAACACUCAUUCUGAUAUCUCAGACAUACUGGUAAUACCUGGAACUGGUCCAGAAMGAUGUAUUCCUGUUGACAAGGAGAUCAUAGUAGAUGUGCAUUGUGGGACAGCAGUGCUUAGAGGUGCUGAUAUCUUUGCGCCUGGCAUAAUAGGUGCACAUACAGGUAUCCGUAAAAAUGAUACUGUGUCUAUAUAUGUCGAUCUGGAAACCAAAUGCCGAAAAGGAUUUGCUAAACCAUAUUUGGGCAAUAAGCUGUUUAUUGGGAAUGGUGUUGCAGUCAUGUCAAGAAAUGAUGUGUUUUGUGAUGGCCUGGAUGUGAGUGGUGUUGCUGUCAAAAUGACCAGUCCAUUGUACAAGUGUCCCUCUCUGAGUAACAUUCUUACUGGUUUGGUUUUCCCUCAAAAUCUUCCAUCAGUCAUAGUUGGACAUAUACUUGGUCCUCUGCCUGGUCAGACUGUCCUGGACAUGUGUGCUUCUCCUGGUGGAAAAACAACACAUCUGUCAUCUGUCAUGGAAAAUAAGGGCAUUAUUAUUGCUUUUGAUAAAAGUUUACCCAAGGUUCAAAAGAUUCAAGAAAACUGCAAAUGUCUGGGAGUCACUAAUGUCUAUCCCUUUGUAUUUGAUGCUUCCAAAUCAUUGRACAAUAAUCRAACCAUUCCUAUUGCUGAUGGAUGUGAUGUUAUUCCCCCACCAUACCCUCCACUGUCUUUUGAUUGUAUAUUGCUGGAUGGGCCUUGCAGUGCUUUGGGUCAGCGGCCUCAAUCAGUUAUUCAGAUGUCAAUCAAGAGUCUUAGGUCAUAUGCUGYCCUCCAGAAGAAGAUAUUCACAGCUGCUGUUGGUCUGUUAAAAGAAGGAGGCACCCUAGUGUUUUCAACAUGUACUAUUACAGUAGAAGAAAAUGAGAUGCUAGUAGCCUGGGCUCUAAAAACAUUUCCCAGCAUACAUCUGUGUGAACAGAGACCAUACCUUGGAAGCCCAGGUCUUCCUCACUGUGGUCUAUCCGAGGAGGAAAGGAAACUAGUUCAGAGAUUUGAUCCCACUGCUUGCAGCAGUGACAGAAAUCCUUGUGAUGUCGACACUAUUGGGUUUUUCAUUGCGAAGUUUGUAAAGAAGACGCCUUAAAUCAGGUUGUACAAUUGUCAAAGGAGCUAAACGACYGGACAUCUAUUUUGAUAACUCUGCGUACAAACGACUUCUUUUACGAGCAGAUCAAUUAUCUUGGCAUAGUACACCUGCAGGGAAUGGAAUUCAUUUUACAAUAAUUGACUGCAGUGAUAACGUCAAGUGUAAAAGAUUUAGACAAAAUAAUGAGUUAUAGAGACUGAAAGCUGGAGGCUUUUUAACUGAAYACGCCGUAACCCGUUGUUACCAAAUAUUCCUGUAAACCCUGUCGAUCACUGUGCGUAAAAAACAAGGAGGAAGCAUUGAUACAUCCUCAUUGAAAUGUUUUGUAAAGCUGUUUAAGCGAGAGCAACGCAAAUACAAACGCAAUAAAUGAAACUUUCUCUUUUCGUUUUCA
Molecule: messenger RNA, 1816 nt
Organism: Exaiptasia diaphana
Lineage: Eukaryota; Metazoa; Cnidaria; Anthozoa; Actiniaria; Aiptasiidae
Product: putative methyltransferase NSUN6
Exons: 10
Coding region: 10-1419 (469 amino acids)
Biological process (GO): RNA methylation
Molecular function (GO): RNA binding; methyltransferase activity
Source: RefSeq, a predicted model, not a curated record